This is a messenger RNA of Guillardia theta CCMP2712, 501 nucleotides long. RefSeq lists its product as hypothetical. The annotation marks the transcript as partial. Gene Ontology annotation, biological process: dephosphorylation. NCBI's taxonomy places the organism in Eukaryota, Cryptophyceae, Pyrenomonadales, Geminigeraceae. The transcript has a single exon. Gene Ontology annotation, cellular component: cytosol. The record is from RefSeq and is a predicted model, not a curated record. Gene Ontology annotation, molecular function: phosphoprotein phosphatase activity; phosphatidylinositol-3,4,5-trisphosphate 3-phosphatase activity.
AAGCUCAGGACCGCAGUCUCGCAGAACAAGCGCAGGUACAAGAAGCACGGCUACGACCUCGACCUCACCUACAUCACCAACCGCGUCAUCGCCAUGUCCGCUCCUGCCUUCGGCGGGCACACGGCGUACCGCAACGACAUCCAUGUGGUGGCUCGCUUCCUGUCGCUGCGGCAUCACGGGAAGUUCUUCGUGUUCAACCUCUGCGACACCUAUACCUCCUCCGACGGGUCCAUGGGGAACUACCAUCCCCAGAUGCUCUACAACCAAGUCCAGCGCAUCCCGUUCGAGGAUCACGCGCCUCCUCUGCUGGCGGAGCUGAUCUACUUCUGCCAGGAAGCGUCGUCGUGGCUGCAGAGGGACAGGAAGAACGUGGUGGUGGUGCACUGCAAGGGAGGCAAGGGCAGGACAGGCGUCAUGAUCGCGGCCCUGCUGAUGUGGACGGGGCAUCGUAGGUCAGCGCUGGACGCGCUGGAGCUGUUCGCGUACAGGAGGACGGAGGAC